Molecule: messenger RNA, 681 nt
Organism: Castor canadensis (American beaver)
Lineage: Eukaryota; Metazoa; Chordata; Mammalia; Rodentia; Castoridae
Gene: Cplx4
Product: complexin 4
Biological process (GO): neurotransmitter transport; synaptic vesicle exocytosis; regulation of neurotransmitter secretion
Cellular component (GO): terminal bouton; SNARE complex
Molecular function (GO): syntaxin binding
Source: RefSeq, a predicted model, not a curated record
UCUGCCUCUACACUAAGAGUUCACCCUUUAAUCCAGCUUAUGGCCACAAACCACUCUCCCCUGUCACUAUGUCCUUGAACAGAGGAGGCUGGGAAAAUCCUUUGCUCCUGAAUGUGGGGCUGUUGUUGAGAAUAUUUGAAGGUUUUGUCUUGGCUUUUGGGUUAGUUUUCAUUUUCUAGGACAGUGACAAUGGCUUUCUUUGUGAAAAAUAUGAUAAGUAACCAGGUAAAGAAUUUGGGACUUGGAGGUGGGUCUGAAGAAAAAAAAGAAGAAGGAGGCACCUCGGACCCCGCCGCAGCUCAAGGGAUGACUAGGGAGGAGUAUGAGGAAUACCAAAAGCAGAUGAUUGAGGAGAAGAUGGAGAGAGAUGCCGCAUUUACACAGAGAAAAGCAGAGAGGGCAUGUCUCAGAGUACACCUCAGGGAAAAGUACAGGCUCCCGAAGAGUGAAAUGGAUGAGACCCAAAUCCAUUUGGCUGGAGAUGACGUGGACUUGCCAGAAGAUCUCCAGAAAAUGGUAGAUGAAGACCAAGAAGAGGAAGAAGAUAAGGAUUCUAUUCUUGGGCAGUUACAGAACCUCCAGAACAUGGACUUAGAUGCCAUAAAAGAAAAAGCCCAGGCCACCUUCACGGAAAUUAAGCAGUCAGCAGAGCAGAAGUGUUCUGUGAUGUGAGGGGCAGGG